AGCAUAUUUGCUUCCCGCCAAAAUGAUUGAAGGAUUCCCGCGCUCUCACUCCAUACAUAAAUCAAAGUGCAGUCGGUAACACUCACUGUGGAACCACGCAUACGCAAAGGCUUUCUUCAAAGGUCAUGGAUACGUCAAAUCCUGCUGCAUUUGUAAAUGCCCAGAUGCUUUCCAACUUCAUAGGAAAGAAAGUACGAACGGUGGUUCAGGUGAAUCAGUAUGAUGGUGGGGUUACCACUGCAAAAUCCACUGAUGACUCUCAAUUAACCAUAAAAGGGGUGCCACAAGUCCCUCUUAUGAAUUAUAUUGAAGUCAUUGGUAUUGCUGAAAGUAACCACUCCAUUGAUGCCGAAGUGUGGACUGACUUCGGCAACACUUUUGAUACCAACUCUUACAAUCAGUUAUGCCAACUAGCAAAUGGUGAAUUCAAAAGUCUGUUUCUCUAGGGACUUCAAAUGCUGAGUCUCCUUCUGGAUGGGGUAUGAAGUGGCAGUUUUCGUGCAAAAGCAUUUGUUUACUGCUUAGCAUUUAGGGUGUAAAUGUAGGAAUUACGUUUGGAGUACAUGUUAUUCCCAGAGGAGGGGGCGUUUGCUCUGUAAAAUCUGUUUAAUGUUUUUGAAAUCCUCUUAAAUUAUCUCUAUGUUAUGUCUAGUUUGGGUUAUGACUGCAUCAUCGACUUCAAUUAUAGGGAUUUCAUUUCGCAUUUUUGGAUC
Abrus precatorius (Indian licorice) is the source of this 713-nucleotide messenger RNA. RefSeq names its product replication protein A 14 kDa subunit B-like. Gene Ontology annotation, cellular component: nucleus. Lineage: Eukaryota; Viridiplantae; Streptophyta; Magnoliopsida; Fabales; Fabaceae. The coding region runs from base 126 to 446 and encodes 106 amino acids. Gene Ontology annotation, biological process: DNA replication; DNA repair; DNA recombination. The transcript is spliced from 3 exons. The record is from RefSeq and is a predicted model, not a curated record. Gene Ontology annotation, molecular function: DNA binding.